Molecule: messenger RNA, 1071 nt
Organism: Rhipicephalus microplus (southern cattle tick)
Lineage: Eukaryota; Metazoa; Arthropoda; Arachnida; Ixodida; Ixodidae
Product: putative Hedgehog signaling attenuator pxb
Biological process (GO): chitin catabolic process; carbohydrate metabolic process
Cellular component (GO): extracellular region
Molecular function (GO): chitinase activity; chitin binding
Source: RefSeq, a predicted model, not a curated record
AUGACGUUUCACACGGGACACAUUCCUGUGCCAUACUGCAGCCACAUAAUUUACGCCUCUUUGGGAGUUGGGGAAGAUUUCCGGCUCGUGGCGAAAGACCACUUGUUUGACGUCGAGCGAGGUGGCUUUAUCAAGUUUGCGAGGCUCAAGAGCCGCUACAGGCACGUGAGGGUGAUGGCGGCCAUCGGCGAGGACAUAAGCGACUCCAACGCCUUCCGUCACAUGUCCAAGAACAGGGCAGAUGUCGUAGCAUUUGCGCGGAACGUUGAGUCGUGGCUCCGCGAGUACGAGUACGACGGCGCCGUGCUCCAGUGGAAGAUGCAGCGGCAAGACGACACUGGCGGCAGGGCUUCGUUGUUCAGGAAGAAGCUGCUGGUCGUCGUUGGAGUCCUUCGCGAAACCUUGGACGCCAGGUCGGAGUUGUUCGUGGCCCUGCCGAGCAACGAGGAGAUUCGUCAGGCGUACUUCAACGUCGCCGAACUGGCCCGUUACGUGGACCGGUUCCUUGCAAUCAGCAACUGGGUGUUGCGUGAUGACGGGGACACUGACGGAGGGGCCAAGCUCACCUCGUUUCCGGACCCUCUCAACGACGUCCUGCAGACGCGCCACUCCCUUGUCGGAGCGGGCAACUUGCUGCUGUUCCGCAAAUUCUGCUUCGUCUUGUCAGUCAGCGCCCGAAGCUACACGCUCCUCAACCCGGGUCGCCACGAGAUUCACGCCGCCGCGUUGGGGCCUGGCAAGCCCGGACCGUUCACCCGGCAGCCCGGCGUGCUGGCCUACUACGAGUUCUGCAACGAGACGUGGCCCACCGCGGAGAAAGGCACUUUCGCCUCGUACGUGGCGCGCGACGAUCAGUGGGUCGGCUACCUGGACGUCAGCAACGUGCAGCGCCUGCUGCGUAUGGCGCUCUACAAGCACCGCGCGGCCUGCCUUGGCAUCUGGGACGUGUCGCUGGAUGACUUCCGAGGGAUCUGCGGCGACGCAUUUCCUUACGUCAAAGCCAUCUCGGGAUGGCACGACAAAGAGUGGAAGCGUCGUCGUCGCGAAUUCGGGUCCGGCCGUAAUAAAUGA